Messenger RNA from Puccinia graminis f. sp. tritici CRL 75-36-700-3, 213 nucleotides. RefSeq lists its product as uncharacterized. The transcript has a single exon. The record is from RefSeq and is a predicted model, not a curated record. The annotation marks the transcript as partial. Lineage: Eukaryota; Fungi; Basidiomycota; Pucciniomycetes; Pucciniales; Pucciniaceae.
AUGUCAUCGGACUCCUCUUCGAUUCACCCCCCUUCGCCCACCUCAGCUUCCACCUCAGCCUUUUCUUCUUCUUCCUCCUCGAGCUCGACAAACACGGCUUCAUCGACGACCCCAGCGGCCAGUGGUCGGCCUGCUAAACCGGAAUCGACUAGCUCGCAUUUGGUCCGAAUACUUUAUCGCCGGUGGGGGCCGCUGGAGCAAUUCCACCAAAAU